AUGUCUGCGGAUUCUACUGAAAGAACUGCGUUGUUAUCGGACAAUCCGUACGGGACGCCCGGUGUUCUAGAGAGUGAAUUGCAAUCUCAAGAGGGUAACAAUCGAAGUGGUCCUACGAAUGAUGUGAAUCUGAAGAAAAACACCUCUAGUAAUAUUUCCAAACUAGGGCCGAAUAUGGCACCACAAAGGACAUCACGUACUAUUCAGAAAUUGAAAUUGCUUCCCGAAUCUCUUGACUACGAGACACCAAGUAUUGAAGAUGCGAAAGCAGGGAGUAGUAAGACCAGUGCUCUGAAACAGUAUUCGUUGCAGAAAAUCAAAGACAGAAACGCAAGAAAGGAUGCAGAAAGGUUGGGUAAGAAACACAGAUCCAUGAUGCCUCGAGUGACAGCUUAUUGUACUGCUGGAAGUUAUAAGAUGAGAGAUUUCAUCAGGUGGUUAAAAGACAAGAGGAGGUUACAUUCCACUGCACCUAAACUAUUUGACGAAUGCAUUUAUACACCCUUUAUGUUUAAGGAUUGGAGGAGGGCCAGAAGUGGUAGCACGUCGAGUACCAAAUCGAACGAGGCAGCAACGAAUAGCAGAAAAAAUCGGUUUCAGUUAGAUGAUGAAGGUGGGGUUAUUGAUGUUGGUAGGAGAUCCACUGAUUUAUUUAUAUUUGAGUAUGGAGUCAUUGUGAUGUGGGGGUUUACGAAACGGGAGGAACGAAUGUUAUUGAUUGAAUUGGCCAAAUUUGAGAAUGAAAAGCUAUCAGACGAGGAUGUUCAAAAGGAGGAAUUCAAUUAUUAUAUUACACAAAGCUACCAACCUAGGAUUUAUAACGAUUUCAUUACGUUAAGGGAUGAUAGUAAUCACAUGCUUAAGUUGAGUAUAUCGUAUGCGAUUUCACAGAGUGUGAAAAUAUCAUUGUUUGAGGAGUUGGUAGAUAAUACCAUUGAAGAUACGCAAGAUAUUCCGCAACAGAUUUCACAAACGGGUAAGGUUAAAAUGACGAGAGAGGAGAUUAUGAAAAGUAUUGGUGAGUUGUUUAUCUUACGAAUAAAUAUCAAUUUACAUGGUUCAAUACUUGAUUCGCCAGAGUUGAUGUGGUCUGAGCCUGAAUUGGAGCCCAUUUAUCAAGCAACGAGAGGAUAUCUAGAGAUCAAUCAACGUGUUGCGUUGUUGAACCAAAGGUUGGAGAUCAUCAGCGAUUUGUUGCAGAUGCUUAAGGAGCAACUCGGCCAUAACAAUGACGAGCAGCUAGAACUAACAGUAAUUCUUUUAAUUGGAGCCGAAGUUUUGGUUUCUUUAAUCAACAUUAUAGUUGAUUUAUACUCACAGCGAAAUACAUGA
Molecule: messenger RNA, 1332 nt
Organism: Pichia kudriavzevii
Lineage: Eukaryota; Fungi; Ascomycota; Pichiomycetes; Pichiales; Pichiaceae
Exons: 1
Coding region: 1-1332 (443 amino acids)
Source: RefSeq, a predicted model, not a curated record